This is a messenger RNA of Zingiber officinale, 669 nucleotides long. RefSeq lists its product as uncharacterized. Lineage: Eukaryota; Viridiplantae; Streptophyta; Magnoliopsida; Zingiberales; Zingiberaceae. The coding region runs from base 1 to 669 and encodes 222 amino acids. The record is from RefSeq and is a predicted model, not a curated record. The transcript is spliced from 2 exons.
AUGACCGAAGAAGAGGAUGCAUUUUCUCGGAUUGUUGAAUUAUUAGGAGGUUCUAACAUUUCCAGCGCGUUAAAACUAAUGCGUUAUAACAUACAUGGGAUCAAUGUUAUUGCAAGUUCACGUAAUGAUAUUAAUUUGUUAUAUGAAUCUCCCAUAUUUAAUAACGUCUUGCAAGGAAAUGUCCCGGAGAUUAAUUUCACGGUCAACGAGACUCAAUAUACAAAGAGGUAUUAUCUAACAGAUGAAAUAUAUUUGGAAUGUGCUACUUUUGUGAAGGUUUUUCUUUGCCCGGAAGAUCCCAAGAGGAGGUUGUUUAAGGAAGGACAAGAGGCUGCAAGAAAAGAUGUUGAACGAGCAUUUGGGGUCCUCCAAGCUCGAUGGGCAAUUGUCAAAGGUUCAGCUCGUUAUUGGUACAGAAAAAAGUUAAAACAUAUUAUGUUAACAUGCAUUAUUUUGCACAACACGAUUGUUGAAGACGAGGAGGAGCAGGUGACAAAUUGGUACAACAACGAUGAAGGUGAUGAACUUGCACAACCUAUCCAAGGUUCAAAUCGAGGAUUUCAUAAUUAUCUCCGAACAAAUUCUGAACUACGUGACAGUUAUGUGCAUCACCAACUUCGUGCAGACUUAGUUAAACAUAUUUGGUCACAAUACAACAACAAUCCUUGA